Molecule: messenger RNA, 930 nt
Organism: Vombatus ursinus (common wombat)
Lineage: Eukaryota; Metazoa; Chordata; Mammalia; Diprotodontia; Vombatidae
Product: olfactory receptor 4C12-like
Exons: 2
Coding region: 1-930 (309 amino acids)
Biological process (GO): G protein-coupled receptor signaling pathway
Cellular component (GO): membrane
Molecular function (GO): G protein-coupled receptor activity; olfactory receptor activity
Source: RefSeq, a predicted model, not a curated record
AUGGAUGGUGCAAAUAAUGUGACUGAAUUCAUUCUUCUGGGUCUCACACAGAAUCCAGAGAUGCAGAAAAUAUUUUUUGUGGUAUUUUUAUUCAUUUACUUGUUGACCUUGGUAGGAAAUCUGCUGAUUGUCAUCACCAUUGCAACCAGUCAGACUCUAAGUUCCCCUAUGUAUAUCUUUCUCUCCUACUUAUCCUUCUUAGACAGUUGUUAUUCUUCUUCCAUGGGCCCCAAAAUGAUAGUUGAUUCACUCUCUGACAGGAACAUGAUAUCUUUCAAUGCAUGUAUGACCCAGCUUUUUGCAGAACAUUUGUUUGCUGGAGCUGAGAUCAUCCUGCUAAUGGUGAUGGCUUAUGACAGAUAUGUAGCCAUCUGUAAGCCCCUGUAUUACUUGACCAUCAUGAGUAGAUCAGUAUGUAUUCUUUUGGUGGGAUUGGCCUGGAUGGGAGGCUUUAUUCAUGCCAUUAUAAUUAUUAUAUUCAUUAUCUGGCUACCUUUCUGUGGUCCCAAUGUUAUUGACCAUUUUCUUUGUGAUUUCUUUCCUUUGCUGAAACUCUCUUGUGUUGAUAUCCAUCCCUUUGGCCUUUUUGUUGCUGCCAGUAGUGGAAUAAUGUGUAUACUCACUUUUUUCAUGCUUCUCAUAUCCUAUAUCAUCAUCCUGAACUCCCUGAAGACUCACAGCUCAGAAGGGCGGCACAAAGCUCUCUCAACUUGUGUAUCCCACAUUGCGGUGGUCAUUUUGUUCUUUGUACCAUGUAUGUUUGCAUAUCUACGACCUAUGACAACCUUCCCCAUUGAUAAGGCCAUGGCUGUGUUUUAUACAAUGAUAACUCCUAUGUUAAAUCCUUUAAUUUACACACUAAGGAAUGAGGAAGUUAAAAAUGCCAUGAGAAAAUUAUGGAAACAAAGAAUCAAUUUGAGUGGAAAGUAA